AUGUCGGGGAGGAUGGCUGGGCCAGGUGGCGGCGGAGUCUCGGAGCAGCGGCAGCGCGAGGCCGCGUUUGAUUUCGUCCGUCACACGAGCACCGCCGCCGUUCCGCCGUUGCCGCCGCCUCCCAAGGUGCCUCCGAAGCUGUUCCUGGCUGCAGGGAGUGGCGUCGUCUCCGGAGAGGAGGCGUUGAUGUUCUCGCCGCCGCCGGAGCUAGCGGGGGCCGUCGUCGUGAUGGUGAGCCCCACCUCCACGCUGCAGGCACCGACCGGCAGCCCCACACCUGCGGCGAGCACGGCCGUCCGGUUCUCCCGUCGCGAGGCGGCGACGACAUCAUCAUCAGUCGGAGACGAUCGUCGUGGGUGCAAGAGCCGGAGCCGGAGCCAGCAGAGCCACCAGCGCCCCUGGGAGGCGAGGCCCGUCGGGGUCGGCCUCGCCGGCGCCCUGAACGGCGACGCUGACGCCCUCCCACCGGCGGCGACGGUACUGACGACAGGCCAGAGGAUCCGGCCGUACCGGAGCUCCGCGUCGUCGUCCGCGCUGGUGGGCUCCCCCGAAAGCAGCAGCAGCCGGAGCCGGAGCCGGUGCCGGUGCGUGUUGUCGCCGAGGGAGAUGAUGGAAGCGUCGGAGGACUACACCCGCGUCAUCGCGCGCGGGCCCAACCCGAGGACGACGCACAUAUUCGACGACCGCGUCGUCGUCGUGGAGGACGAGCUCCUGAGGUGGUACCAUGGCUGCAGCAAGGACCUGGGACAGGGUAACGACAUCUUCAUGUACAGGGGGGAGAUGGCCUUCUGCAGCCUCGAGUGCCGCUACCGCGAGAUGCUGCUCUUCCACGAAGAAGAAGAAGAAGAAGAAUCCAGCUGA
Miscanthus lutarioriparius is the source of this 861-nucleotide messenger RNA. The record is from the annotation of a GenBank genome assembly. NCBI's taxonomy places the organism in Eukaryota, Viridiplantae, Streptophyta, Magnoliopsida, Poales, Poaceae.